Molecule: messenger RNA, 716 nt
Organism: Eublepharis macularius
Lineage: Eukaryota; Metazoa; Chordata; Lepidosauria; Squamata; Eublepharidae
Gene: SMIM11
Product: small integral membrane protein 11
Exons: 5
Coding region: 197-385 (62 amino acids)
Source: RefSeq, a predicted model, not a curated record
UGGCUGGCUGCUUUAAGGGUUUCAGCUGACACAAAUCGAGGUUAAACGUAGAAACAGUUGAAAUGUACAAAUCUGACGGUUGGACAGAGAAGCUACCAUUGAUUGGUGCCUUUAACCCCACUCAUCUCUUAUAAGUCUGACCUGUGCUGUUUGGUUCAGCCUGAGGAUCAAGCCUUGACCUCACCAAAGACUCAAGAUGUUACUACUGAAUUGGAAGGCACUGGAAAAUUUCCCACUGCUUAUGUACAUUUUAGCAGCUAAGACAUUAAUCCUUUGCUUAGCGUUUGCUGGGGUAAAAAUGUACCAGAGGAAAAGGCUUGAAGAAAAAAUGAAAAAAGAACAAGAGGAGAAACAGAAAAGGGAAGCUGAGAAGAAAGGAAACUGAGGAGUCUUAAGAGAUUUUCAGACAUUUGGCAGCUUGUUUGGAUUCCUGUCCUGUGAUAGUUGACAACUUCAUUGAAACACAAAGCUCUGCCAGAGGAAUGAAACUUCCACAAAGAGCAACAUUUACUUAAAUAACAUUUGGGGUUUUUUGUAUAUUUAAUAAGAACGUUCUGUUGGCUAUUUGUAUAAUAAAAGCUCUCUUUGUAAAAAACUAAUGACUUAUACUGAAAAUUCUGAAUGUUAGGUUGCAAUUGUUAAAAAAAAGUGUUAAAAUUGUCUAAAUAUUGUUUCCUCCAAACAAGUUCUUUUGUAAAUACAUUAUAAUUUGCUGA